Messenger RNA from Malania oleifera, 3671 nucleotides. Its product is annotated as phytochrome A1-like. Gene Ontology annotation, cellular component: nucleus. The transcript has 5 exons. Gene Ontology annotation, molecular function: protein homodimerization activity; phosphorelay sensor kinase activity; photoreceptor activity. Gene Ontology annotation, biological process: detection of visible light; red, far-red light phototransduction; protein-tetrapyrrole linkage. Bases 90 to 3455 code for a protein of 1121 amino acids. The record is from RefSeq and is a predicted model, not a curated record. Lineage: Eukaryota; Viridiplantae; Streptophyta; Magnoliopsida; Santalales; Ximeniaceae.
UAGGAAUCGAUGCACGCCUGCCCCCCCACUGGAUCGAUCUCAACUCAGCUUCUUCUUUGCAUUCUCCUUCUUAUACAGUUUCAGCAAAGAUGUCUUCUUCAAGACCCAGCCACUCUUCCAGUAAUACAGGCCGAUCAAAACACAGUGCUAGGAUCAUUGCUCAGACCACAGUCGAUGCAAAGCUCCAUGCAGAUUUUGAGGAGUCAGGUGAUUCCUUUGACUACUCAAGUUCAGUGCGUUUUACUGGUAAAGCUGGCGAUGGAGAUCAACAACCUAGGUCUGACAAAGUGACCACAGCUUACCUCCACCACAUACAGAAGGGCAAGCUUAUCCAGCCAUUUGGGUGUUUGUUAGCUAUAGAUGAGAAAACUUUCAAAGUCAUUGCCUACAGUGAAAAUGUUCCUGAAAUGCUAACUAUGGUGAGUCAUGCAGUUCCAAGUGUUGGGGACCACCCAGUUCUCGGCAUUGGAACAGAUGUGAGGACUAUAUUUGCUACCCCCAGUGCUGCAGCAUUGCAGAAAGCCUUAGGAUUUGGGGAAGUUUCUCUGUUAAAUCCCAUCUUGGUCCAUUGCAAAACUUCUGGGAAACCUUUUUAUGCAAUUGUACACAGAGUAACAGGUAGCUUGAUUAUUGACUUUGAACCUGUGAAGCCUUAUGAAGUUCCCAUGACUGCUGCCGGGGCCCUGCAAUCGUACAAGCUUGCAGCUAAGGCAAUUGCUCGAUUGCAGUCAUUGCCCAGUGGAAGCAUGGAAAGACUUUGUGAUACAAUGGUUCAAGAAGUUUUUGAGCUGACGGGUUAUGACAGGGUGAUGACCUACAAAUUUCACGAGGACGAUCAUGGGGAGGUUGUGUCAGAGAUCACAAAGCCAGGCCUUGAGCCUUAUCUGGGUUUGCAUUAUCCAGCUACAGAUAUUCCUCAAGCUGCCAGAUUUUUAUUUAUGAAGAAUAAAGUCCGAAUGAUCUGCGAUUGUCGGGCUACACAUGUUAAGAUUCUUCAAGACGAGAAACUUCCAUUUGAUUUAACCUUGUGUGGUUCAACCCUAAGGGCCCCUCACAGUUGCCAUAUACAGUAUAUGGAGAAUAUGAAUUCAAUUGCUUCUCUGGUUAUGUCAGUUGUAGUCAACGAGGGAGAUGAAGAAGGUGAGAGCUCUGCUUCUGUACAACCACAGAAGAGAAAAAGACUUUGGGGCUUGGUGGUAUGCCAUAACACAAGCCCAAGGUUUGUUCCCUUCCCCUUACGGUAUGCCUGUGAGUUUCUAGCUCAAGUAUUCGCUAUCCAUGUGAACAAGGAGUUAGAAUUAGAAAAUCAGAUUCUUGAGAAGAACAUCCUGCGUACACAGACACUAUUGUGUGACAUGCUGAUGCGAGAUGCGCCCUUAGGCAUUGUGACCCAGAGCCCAAACAUAAUGGAUCUUGUGAAGUGUGACGGGGCUGCCCUUCUAUACAAAAAUAAGAUAUGGAGAUUGGGAUUAACACCAAGUGACAUCCAGUUGCGUGAUAUAGCAUUAUGGCUGUCAGAGUAUCAUAUGGAUUCUACAGGUUUGAGUACAGAUAGUUUGUACGAUGCAGGGUUUCCGGGGGCUCUUGCUCUUGGAGAUGUAGUUUGUGGUAUGGCAGCUGUCAGAAUAACAUCCAAGGACAUGCUUUUUUGGUUCCGGUCUCACACUGCUGCAGAAAUUCGCUGGGGUGGUGCAAAGCAUGAACCAGGGGAGAAGGAUGAUGGUAGGAAGAUGCACCCAAGAUCUUCUUUCAAAGCUUUCCUUGAAGUGGUUAAAACAAGGAGUUUGCCUUGGAAAGAUUAUGAGAUGGAUGCAAUCCAUUCUUUACAGCUUAUCCUGCGGAAUGCUUUCAAGGAUGUGGAAUCCAUGGAUCUGAGCACUAAUACAAUUCAGACAAGGCUUGGGGACAUCAAAAUUGAAGGGAUGCAGGAACUGGAGGCAGUGACGAGUGAAAUGGUGCGUUUGAUUGAAACAGCUUCAGUGCCAAUCUUGGCGGUUGAUGAUGAUGGUCUGGUUAAUGGAUGGAAUACAAAAAUUGCAGAGUUAACUGGUCUCUUGGUUGAUAAGGCAAUUGGGAAGCAUCUGCUUACACUGGUGGAAGAUUCUUCUGCUGAUGUAGUUAGAAGGAUGUUGUACUCAGCAUUGCAGGGCAAAGAGGAGCAAAAUAUCCAAUUUGAGAUUAAGACGCAUGGGACUAGGAGAGACUCUGGUCCCAUUAGCUUAGUUGUGAAUGCUUGUGCAAGCAGGGACCUUCAUCAAAAUGUUGUCGGGGUAUGCUUUGUAGCCCAAGAUAUAACCAGUCAGAAAACAGUCAUGGACAAAUUCACUCGAAUUGAGGGAGACUACAAAGCAAUAGUACAGAACCCAAACCCAUUGAUCCCGCCAAUAUUUGGCACAGAUGAAUUUGGUUGGUGUUCUGAGUGGAAUCCAGCAAUGAAAAACUUAUCUGGAUGGAACCGAGAGGAAGUUAUUGAUAAAAUGCUUUUGGGUGAGGUUUUUGGGACCGACAAAUCAAGCUGCCGUCUCAAGAACCAAGCAGCUUUUGUCAAUCUUGGUAUUGUACUCAAUAAUGCUAUGACUGGUCAAGGAUCUGAGAAGGUUUCAUUUGGUUUUUUUGCACGGAGUGGGAAGUACAUAGAAUGCCUUUUGUGUGUGAGCAAGAAAGUGGACAGAGACGGGGCAAUCACUGGUAUCUUUUGCUUCCUGCAGCUUGCUAGUCAAGAGCUGCAACAAGCACUUCAUGUUCAGCGGCUGUCAGAGCGAACUGCCUUGAACAGGUUGAAAGCAUUGUCCUAUAUUAAAAGGCAGAUUAGGAAUCCUCUAUCUGGGAUUAUGUUUUCCCGGAAGAUGUUGGAGGGUACUGACCUGGGAGAAGAACAAAAACAGCUUCUGCAUACAAGUGCCCAGUGCCAGCGUCAGCUCAACAGAAUUCUUGAUGACACUGAUCUUGAUUGCAUAAUUGAUGGGUACUUGGAUCUAGAAAUGGUUGAGUUUACUUUGCAUGAGGUACUGAAUACUUCCAUCAGUCAAGUAAUGAUGAAGAGCAAUGAGAAGGGUAUUCGGAUAAUUAAUGAUAUACAAGAAGACGUGAUGGCUAAAACCUUCUUUGGAGACAGUUUGAGGCUUCAACAGGUCCUAGCUGAUUUCUUGUUGAUAUCUGUGAAUUUUACCCCAAAUGGCGGCCAGCUUGGUGUUGCUGGCAGUUUGACCAAAGAUCGGUUAGGAGAAACUGUUCAACUUGCACAUUUGGAAUUCAGGAUAUCUCAUGCUGGUGGUGGGGUGCCUGAAGAAUUGUUGAACCAGAUGUUUGGGAAUAAUGGGGAUGCAUCUGAGGAGGGCAUUAGUCUGCUGGUGAGCAGGAAGCUGGUGAAGAUGAUGAAUGGGGACGUGCAGUAUCUGAGGGAAGCGGGGAAGUCAACCUUCAUCAUAGACGUUGAACUUGCCAUGGCUCAAUAAUGAUAUAUUGAGCCCAAAUAAAAUGUUUUUGCGCUUGGGUUUUUUUUUCCUUGUACAGUUGAAGAAUAUUAGAAUGAAUGUUGAUCUCUCUCUCUCUCUCUCUCUCUCUCUCUCUCUCGUGUUUUUGCAUUGUAAAUAUGGGUGUUCAAGAUUACCACUUAUCAAGGUAUAGCCCGGACCAACUUUACAUAUUUAUAGAGCAAAUGUUUACCAACA